This is a messenger RNA of Pyricularia oryzae 70-15, 1341 nucleotides long. Its product is annotated as charged multivesicular body protein 5. The record is from RefSeq and is a predicted model, not a curated record. Gene Ontology annotation, cellular component: multivesicular body. The transcript has a single exon. NCBI's taxonomy places the organism in Eukaryota, Fungi, Ascomycota, Sordariomycetes, Magnaporthales, Pyriculariaceae. Gene Ontology annotation, biological process: vesicle budding from membrane; late endosome to vacuole transport via multivesicular body sorting pathway. The coding region runs from base 277 to 918 and encodes 213 amino acids.
GGCGUGCCUUCGUCAUCGCUCAGCUGCGGCAACCGAUCAACCACGAGGCCAAGCAGCCGGCAGCUACCCAUCUCCGGCCAACACCCAAAGCGACGCAACACCGUCCCCCCGACAGCGAUCAAACCCGGCAAAGCACAGCAUCAAAAACACACGCAUAGGUGCAAAGCCUUGUUCUACAUAUUCAGAAGCCGACCAUCAGACAAAACCGCCUGCCACCCACCACCCGAAACAAACCGUCUCAGGCCUUGCGUCAACCACCCCCGCGCCCCGCCCACAAUGCGCCGCGUUUUCGGCUCCGCCCCGACCGCCCCAAAAGCCACCCUCGACGACUCGGUCACGGCGCUCGAGUCCCGCCGCUCCAAGAUCGAGGUGUCCAUCAAGGCCAAGGAGAAUGAGAUUGCCGAACUGAACCGCCGGCGGGCGGCGACGCGGUCUGCCGUGGCACAAAACGCCCUCAAGACCAAGGCCCUGCGGAUACUGAGGCGCAUGAAGGAGGACGAGGCCCAGAUGAACAAUGUGCAGUCGCAGAUCGACAACCUGCAAAAGAUGCAAGACAUGCAGGGCACGCUCAAGAACAGCGCCGUCAUGGUCGACACCAUGCGCCAGACGCAAAAGGAGCUCAAGAAGCAGUACGGAAAGUUCGACAUCGACAAGAUCGAAAAGAUGCAGGACGAGAUGGCCGACCUGCUCGACAUGAGCAACGAGAUCCAGGAGAGUCUUAGCAGAGGCUACGACGUCGGCGAGGAUAUUGAUGAGGCCGACCUGGAAGCCGAGCUGGACGCCAUCGGGGAGGAGGUCGAGUUCGAAAGGGAGAUGGGCGUCGGUGGUGCCGUACCCUCGUUUCUGGAGGAUGAGGUCCCUGACUUUAUUGACGAGCCUCCUGUGGUUGAGAAGAAGGUCCAGGAAGCUGCGAGGUAGUAGUGGCUGCCGGCUGUUAGCUGAGAGUGGUGAACUCGAUUGGUUCGCCGCCGUAUCAGGUAGAGAUGGAUGUGGUUGAAGGGAAGAAACUACCAGGUAGGUACUAGGUACCUACCUACCUACCCACAAGUACUCUUAUUCCCUGGGCGUCAGGAGUUUGGUUAUUAUUGGGGUCUGGCUUAUUUAUAUGGCAAAGGAGACAAAGGUGUAUCACAGCUUGAUACCAAAGUUAAAUAAGUUCAAUGAUGCUAUUAUAGAAGGUUUUUUCUGAGUGUCUUUUCAGUACAGAUUUUUAUUACAAAUACAGUUUCGGAAUCAAUAUCCCUUUCCUUCCAACCUCUCAAAAGCCAGUCCGCCAUGCCAUGCAAGCACAAAACAAAACUCUUCGAAAUAAAAUAAAAAAAUCAUCAUUAAUCGUCCGAG